AUGGCUUCAUAUACUACGGUGUCAGAUACAGGGCAGAGAAACAGAUUAAUAAUCAUGGCUAAUAAAGUUACACCAGUAGAAAAAUCUGGUACCGGAUCAUCUUCAUCGGAAAUGGAUGUGAUGAAGACUUAUGUUAAAUCUAAAUUUGGCUACAAUGGUGCUGCGUUAACAGAUGCGAAAGUAAAUAAUGUACAGCGUGAACGUUUUGCUUAUCAAAUUGAUAUAUGGACGUUAAUGGAAUAUCGACAAACAAAAAAAAUCACUCGACCUUACAACGGUGAAAAUAUACCUAACGCCACGAAUCGUAACGAAUGGGAAUUUGAUUUCGAACGACCGCCGGCAGAUUUGAAAAAGACGAAAACCGACAUACGUACACUUGAACAAACACGUUGGACAACAAUUUGUCGUAAAUGUAGUGGUUUUUGUCGAUACAUGUGUUCAUCGUGCAAAGGAGAUGGCGGAAAACCUUGUUAUCACUGUAAAAUAAAAGCUUUAACGGAGACUGAAAUGUCCAAUAAGAAACCAUGUAAACAUUGUAAUGAUACACAUGUUAUACACUGUAACGGAUGUAAAUCGACGGGUAUGAUUGAUUGCAAGAGUUGUAAAGGCUGUGGUAAACUUUUGCAUUGGUAUGAAAUGAAAAUCAAAUGGUAUUCAAUUCAUUCAGUUACCUACCAAUCAAAUACAAAAAUACCAGUUAAAGUUAUUCCAAAAUUAAUCCGUAAAGUGCCUGAGAAGAAAGAUUUCUGGGACAAUGAUCAAAAAUGGACAAAGACAGAUACGUUUGAUAAGUAUUUUCAAAACACAUUUGUUAAGCAGCAUCCGAAUUCGCAUAUUAACGUCGACAAAUUGACGGAAGAUUUCAACAAGAAACAUGGAAAGAAAGCCAAGAAAAACUGUCGAAUUGUUCAAAUCAAAUGCUCAAUUCAAAAACUCGAUGUUACUGAAGUUGAAUACGAAGCCAAAGGAUUUGCUAAUAAAGAAGAAAAAGAAAUGGGUGACAAAUUCAAAUACUAUGUAUAUGGAAAAGGAAAGAAAGGUGAACCACUGGUUUACGAAAAUGACUAUCCAAUGAAUACUUGUGGCUGCUUCGGUCCAAAAUGUGCUCAUCAUUCAGUAUGCUGUACGAUAGCGUAG
This is a messenger RNA of Adineta ricciae, 1137 nucleotides long. The record is from the annotation of a GenBank genome assembly. NCBI's taxonomy places the organism in Eukaryota, Metazoa, Rotifera, Eurotatoria, Adinetida, Adinetidae.